UCAUCAAAGAAAUGUUGACUAUUGUUCUUAAUCUAGAGCAGGAACCGAAUAGUUCCAGUUGGUAGAGAAUUUAGGGUGAAUUUGGUGGGAAUGGACAUGCAUAUUAGGGUGGAACUAAUUCUACGUGAGUUAGGGAGCUGGGGCAUGCCCCCCCCAAUUUUCAAUGAUAAGCUACUGAAGAUACGUGUCAAAAGUGCAUACAAACAGCAAUCAAAAUCCAGAAAAAUACUUUUCCAAGCUAAUCAAGGAGCAGAGUUCUAUGGCUUCUUAUUCCAAGUAGGUCCAUGCCAUUUCCUGCCUAUUCUGGUGGAAAUGGCAGUCGGCGCUAUUCUGUGGAGCCUAGAAUCCCUACUGAGGACAUGGCAUGAGAAAAUUUGGUUGCCUCUGAUCUUUAAUGAUUGAGGGUUAGAAAGCAGAAAUUUGUUGUUGAAAGAUUCAUCCAACAUUUGCACCUAUGUUACUCAUUCAAAUCUAUCAUGAAUUAAUUUAUCAUCUGGUUCACUUUACAUUCUCUCCUGCAAUGAUAUCUAUCAUCUGAUGCAAAUGAACAUAUUAAAUCCAUGUAGAAGAUCUGUGCAAUUAGCUGACUGAAACAAUAUGCAGUCUGAGUUUUUCAUUUUUUCUCAUUUUGAAGUCACUGGAAAGAUCGGGAAGAAGAUUGAAAGAAGAUACAUUUUUCUUGUGGUGCAGCUAGGACUGUGAACUGAGAGUGAUCUGUCUCUUCCUUUUGUAAGUUACUAUUCUUGUACAUCUAUAUAACAUAAAAUUUGGGUCCAAAAUUUGUUAAAUCUUAUCUUGUGUAUUGAAUCUACAGAGAGAAGAACUAAAAUUUGUAGUUAAUAGGUGGUGUAGAGAUUCUAGCUAGAGAUCCUUUAGGAGAUAUGUUAUUAUUAUUGUAAAUUCAACUUGUUAAACAAUUUUAUUCUUUGUUUAUGCACAUUUCUAUACCUGAUCAAGGACAUAUUUGUUCAGAAAAAAAGACUAUGAAGCUUCAUAUACCUUUAGGACAGGAAAUCCAUUCUUAUUUGUGAAUCUGCAAUGCCUGCAACUGCAUGUCUCUCUAUCCUUUUCACUUAUAACACUGAUUUCUUCCAACCAUCCAACCAAGUCAUGGACAGAGCAUAUAGAGCAUCAGGUUUUCCGUUAGUCAUCAAACCCGGCUGGCAAGCUCUUUGACGAAUGACGGUCUGCUGGGUAUCAAUAUGUAUAAUUCAGUUUGUGCUCCUGGACAUGAAUCAAUCCCUUAUUGAUGCUGUCUACUAUGACCCUUCAAAUCUCACAGUUUUGAAACACAUUAAUAGGGAGUGUUCAUUUAUAUAUUUAACAUCUCUCCUGUGGGUGUAUGAU
Rubroshorea leprosula is the source of this 1347-nucleotide messenger RNA. The record is from the annotation of a GenBank genome assembly. Lineage: Eukaryota; Viridiplantae; Streptophyta; Magnoliopsida; Malvales; Dipterocarpaceae.